CCCAAUAGCUCUAGUUCAACAUUUUUCAAGUACCGUGCAAAAAAGAAAUAAUAGGUUGUUUUAAUGGUGCAUCUUAUUGGAAGAGAAUGGGUGCAAACAUUUCCCAGCUCGAGCGCGACAUUGGCUCCGAUCAAUUUCCACCGAACGAACACUACUUUGGACUGGUCAAUUUCGGUAACACCUGCUAUAGCAACUCGGUACUGCAGGCACUCUACUUCUGCCGUCCGUUCCGGGAAAAGGUACUAGAGUACAAGGCGAAAAACCGGCGCACCAAGGAAACGCUACUGUCCUGCCUGGCCGACCUGUUCUACAGUAUUGCGACGCAAAAGAAGAAGGUCGGCUCGAUUGCACCGAAAAAGUUUAUCGCCCGACUGCGGAAGGAGAAGGAAGAGUUCGACAACUACAUGCAGCAGGAUGCGCACGAGUUCCUUAACUUUCUCAUCAAUCACAUCAACGAAAUUAUACUGGCCGAGCGCAACCAGGCCAAGACGGCCGGUGCCAGUGGUGGUGGUGGUGGUGGUGCGACGGGCGGUAAGGGUGCUGGUGCGACGGCCACCGCCAACGGGAUAGCUGCGAACGGGAAUGGAACGUUGAAUGGAUUGAUGGAGGGUGGUUGUAGCGCCGGCAACGGAGUCACCGGUACCUCCGGUGGCAACACCGAACCAACCUGGGUGCACGAAAUCUUUCAGGGAAUACUGACGAGUGAGACGCGCUGCCUCAACUGUGAGACGGUCAGCAGCAAGGACGAGAACUUUUUCGACCUACAGGUGGACGUCGACCAGAACACCAGCAUAACGCACUGUUUGCGUUGCUUCAGCAACACUGAAACGCUCUGUAGUGAUAACAAAUUCAAAUGUGAUAACUGUUGCAGCUACCAGGAGGCGCAAAAGCGGAUGCGCGUCAAGAAGCUGCCCAUGAUACUGGCUCUCCAUCUGAAGCGGUUCAAGUACAUGGAGCAGUACAACCGGCACAUCAAGGUGUCGCACCGUGUCGUGUUUCCGCUCGAGCUGCGACUGUUUAAUACGUCCGACGAUGCAGUUAAUCCGGACCGGUUGUACGAUCUCAUGGCGGUAGUCAUACACUGCGGUUCCGGUCCAAACCGUGGCCAUUACAUUAGCAUUGUAAAGAGCCACGGGUUCUGGCUCCUGUUUGACGACGAUAUGGUAGAUAAAAUUGAAGCUUCCACCAUUGAAGAUUUUUACGGGUUAACGUCGGACAUUCAAAAGUCUUCGGAAACCGGUUACAUUCUGUUCUACCAAUCGCGGGAUUGUGCGUAGGGCGUAGGGAC
Molecule: messenger RNA, 1288 nt
Organism: Anopheles maculipalpis
Lineage: Eukaryota; Metazoa; Arthropoda; Insecta; Diptera; Culicidae
Gene: Usp12-46
Product: ubiquitin carboxyl-terminal hydrolase 46
Exons: 6
Coding region: 87-1277 (396 amino acids)
Biological process (GO): protein deubiquitination
Cellular component (GO): cytosol; nucleus
Molecular function (GO): cysteine-type endopeptidase activity; cysteine-type deubiquitinase activity
Source: RefSeq, a predicted model, not a curated record